Messenger RNA from Spinacia oleracea (spinach), 1090 nucleotides. RefSeq names its product protein EXORDIUM-like 2. The transcript has a single exon. NCBI's taxonomy places the organism in Eukaryota, Viridiplantae, Streptophyta, Magnoliopsida, Caryophyllales, Amaranthaceae. The coding region runs from base 97 to 996 and encodes 299 amino acids. The record is from RefSeq and is a predicted model, not a curated record.
CUCUUCACAUUUCUCACUCCCUCUUUUCCAACAAGCCACACUCAUACAGUCAUACUUCCCUCUUCCGUAGUACCAUCACCGUACUAUCCUCUACAAAUGGCCCCAAUUUACACUUUUGCCACUCUCUCUCUCCUCUUUCUCUCUCUUCACCUCACCGCCACCCCUUCCUCCGCCGCUCUCGUACAACAGCAACCUCUAACGCUGAAAUACCACAACGGCCCCCUCUUAAAAGGAAAGUUCUCGGUGAAUUUAAUCUGGUACGGAAAGUUUACACCAGCUCAACGCUCCAUCAUCGUUGAUUUCAUCCAAUCACUAACCUCCCCGCGGGCCUCCCGCCCUUCCGUCGCAUCAUGGUGGAGGACCACCGAGAAGUACAAGGGAGGAGUCACUACCCUCGUUGUCGGGAAACAAGUCCUCCAUGAGGAUUACCCGUUUGGUAAAAACCUCAAAAACUCCCAUCUAAUUGGGCUGGCCUCAAAGCCCAGUAAUCAAAUUAAAUCCAUUGAUAUCAUACUCACGGCCCAAGACGUCGCCGUAGAAGGGUUCUGUAUGAGGUGCGGGUCACAUGGGUCAGCGGGCAGGGGCGGGGCUAAGCGGGCUUACAUAUGGGUUGGAAACUCUGCAACCCAGUGUACUGGUCAAUGUGCUUGGCCUUUUUACCAGCCUAUGUAUGGCCCACAAACACCACCCCUGGUGGCCCCUAACGGAGACGUUGGUGUUGAUGGGAUGAUCAUCAAUUUGGCAACGCUGUUGGCGGGGACUGUAACAAACCCGUUCUCUGACGGGUAUUUUCAGGGGCCGUCAACAGCCCCGCUCGAGGCGGUAAGCGCUUGUACCGGGAUAUUCGGGCCGGGCGCUUACCCCGGAUUCCCCGGAACCUUACCCGUGGAAAAGGUAACCGGAGCAAGUUAUAAUGCGAAUGGGGUGAAUGGGAGGAAGUUCUUGGUCCCGGCGAUGUGGGAUCCUCAAGGCUCCGUUUGCUCAACGGUUGUUUAAUCUUAUGGGAGUAAAUGGAUUGAACUGAUGCAUAGGGUAAAAUAAAAUUAAGUGUAUUGUGUAAUACUCCUGGAAAAAGUAAAAAGUAAAAAGU